UCAGAAUUUGAGGCAGAACUGAAAUCUGCUGGUGAAAAGCUUGUAGUAGUUGAUUUUUCUGCCACUUGGUGUGGACCAUGCAAAACAAUCAAGCCCUUUUUUCACAGUUUGUGUGAGAAGUUUGGUGAAGUAGUGUUCAUUGAAAUUGAUGUGGAUGAUGCUCAGGAUGUUGCUAUGCACUGUGAUGUCAAGUGUAUGCCAACAUUCCAGUUCUACAAGAAUGGAAAGAAGGUGCAAGAAUUUUCUGGGGCCAACAGAGAGAAGCUGGAAGAGACCAUUGAAAGUCUAGUCUAGUCUCGUCUCCAGCUGUGGAGCCGUUUGGAGCAUGACUGCUAUGCUUAGGCUAAAUCAGUCCAACUCUUCUACUUAAAUCUAAGCAAGCUUGCUAGAACAUGUCAUGGAAAUUGUCCUCUUGGUCUACGUAAAUGAGUACAAUAAAAUGUGACUUCGUCACUUUUGGAUAUUA
Molecule: messenger RNA, 466 nt
Organism: Struthio camelus australis
Lineage: Eukaryota; Metazoa; Chordata; Aves; Struthioniformes; Struthionidae
Source: RefSeq, a predicted model, not a curated record